AAAUUAUUUUAUUGAUAAUUCCAAUUGACCGCAAGAAGGUUCUACUCAUGACCAGUGGAAUUUAUUGGCUGAGCGAUGUGAGAGGGAGAAUGAUCAGAUUCAGAGCGAAAGCUAGCUCCUGCUGCAGAAGCGCUCGGUCGAUUCUUCAGGACUGGUGUUUGAGGUCGAGGAGCGAUGCGUCAGAUAUUCAUGAUGGACUAGGGUGUUGAGCAGGCUUUUUCGUCUAACUGUUGUUCGGUAACAACAUGUGCACAGCAACAUAUAACUUCGAAUUAGAGAUCGCAUGUAGAAGCUAGAACGUGUGCACCACACCGUGGUCGUCGUUCCUGACGCCGCUGCCAUGUCCGACUCCUUUCCGUCAAACCCGAAAAGAGGCAGCGGGCCCCGUGCUUUUUCUUGGAUUUCCCGCGCCUUUGUCGCGGAAGGUGUUCGCAGAAUUUUAAGAAAAAUUUGCCACGCUUUACAGAAAUAAACCGAAAGCAAAACUUACCCAGAAUCUGAAGAAAAAUUUGCGGCGUUUCGCAGAAAAUCAAACGCAAGACUUUCUCAGACUUCGAAGAAAAAACUGCGGCGCUUCACAGAAAAUCGAAAGCAGUCCGCGGGGCAAUUUUGCGCGCAAAAGACGCGCGGCCCCCGGGCUUCUUUUUUUGUGUUCUUUGCGCUGGAAAAAAAAUUCAGAAAGCCCGCGCAUUUUUCUUGCAAUUUUUUCGCAAAAGCAGCGGAGUUUUUUGCUGUGUUUGUCCCUGGUUUUUACCGCGAAUUUCUGCAAAAACGAAGCAAAAUCUUCAAGCACCUAAAAAAAAGUGCGUUUUUUUGAACCGAAACACGACCUAUUUCCAUCGAUUUUUUGUUGAAAAGCGGCACUUUUUGCCGUUUUCGCUGUGACUGUGACACAAGAUUUCGUUUUCGUAGCUCCGCCGUCCCUGAAGCUGCGGUCUGCCACAUGUCCGACUCCUUUCCGUCAAACCCGAGCCAGCCCUAUCAAAUGUAAAAAUGUCUGGGUCUGGAAGAAUGCAACUUGUCAUGCUAAAUCUGAAGCAUGCGAAAAUCUGUGUUGCAUGAGUGCCAAAAGCUGUCCACUUUCGACAAAGUUGGGAGGGAGUUUCUCAUGCAGGAUAGGCAUCAGAGAGACCUCACAGACUCUGUCAUGCUAGGUCCCGCAUUCCAGACCUCAAAGGUCAUGGAAAGGCAGCACGACAAAUCACGAAUUCUUCCAGACCCAGACAUUUUUACAUUUGAUAAGCCCAUCACAACCCCCACUUCACACCAAGCCCUCGACCGCCGGCAAUCCCGCCCCUCGCUUGAUCGAAAGCAGUCCCGGGCCUCAGUUGACAGGCGGUUUUCGAAUUCCAAUUUGAAUGCCGCACUCGCCGGGAACACCGCGAUCAAUGCCGGCACGACAGUGGCGACGGCUACCACCAGUCCCGCACCGAGAAGGACCCUCGGCCGGGCGUUUUCGACGACCGAUGUACCGGUGAGUCGGAAGGGAAGCAACUUCUUUUCCGAUGGUGGACCUUCUGGGGGAGUGGAGGGAGGCGAUAUUGUUGGGGGGCUGGCAACUACGGGUAGCAAUGUGCCCGGCGGUGGACGAAGAAUUACCACGACUGCGGGAGGAGGACAGGCGAGGUACUGAAACAGCAAUCGCGUUGGAAAUCAUCGGGUUGUUCUUGUUUUUGCAAUGCAAACGUAAACCUGUGAUGUACGACCAUGCAGAUGAAUUUUUCAUGAUUGAAACACUGCCCCCUGCUCCUGCUCCAAACUCACUGUAUUACAUGAAAACCUCUCUCAGAACCCUCGGCCGCGCGCAGACCCUGGCUUUACCCGGCCGGGACCCGCUCGAAAGGUCCGGCUCAAUGGCGGAUACGAGCUAUCCAGGAAAAAAAAACCAUCACCAUCCAUUUUUUGCAUGACAAGAACUGCAAUUUAUGCACGUUUUGCAUGACAAAUUGGAUGGGGAUGCGUGUUUUUCCUGGAUACCAGCGGGGAUAAUUCCCCAACCGUCGAGGUUCCCGCGUCGGAUAGACGAAAAUCCUUUCUCGCCCCCACGCUUGGCGGCCUGCCCGGCUUAGAUAACGCCAGUAUGGAGACGUUGAUGCAGAUUCACCAACUACAGCAAAUCCAGCAAAUGCAGAAGAACAAAGUCUCAAACCAACAAACGGGUGCAGGGAAUGCUGGGUCGUCGCAUCACGGCGUGGAUUCGGUGGAUUUGAACUCGGACGACUUCGAUUACACAGGGAUCGUCGGGUAUGGGCAGGACGGGAAUUUGCUGCUAGAACCCUCGAAAUGGACGAAGUACAAGCUGUAUCUGUGGCUCUUCCUCGAGGAACCGUUCGUGAGUCCGGCAGCGAGUGUGGUACUUAUGUACUUCUGUAGCUAGUACAGGUGUUUGUCAUGCAGAGUUUGCAUUUUAUUCGACUAUGUUUGUCUUGCACGAAAUGCAUGCCGAGAUGUCGUCCGUGGCCAAGAUUAGACCAGAAACCGUACACCAGGUGUCCUACAUCAUCGUGAUCCUAAUUGGCCUCUCAUUCGCGAUGUCUGCGGCUGAACAGCAAUACCACAACUAUGCUCUGCAAAAGUAUCGUACUCGUACUAAUUGCAGUUAUGCAUGACAAAUCCUGUCUCUUAGCCAAAUCAGCAUUACAACCCCCAUUUCUCCUUCUGAGAAAAUUUGUAUUGCGAGUUUAUACUAGUACGAUGCUUUUGUAAUGCAUAACAACGGCGGCACCACCAUUGAUUUCGACGUCUUCUACAAAACACCGAAUUUCGGCACCUACGCGCGGUUUUUCAUCGUGCUGCUUUUCACUCUAUCAACUGUAAAAAUGUCUGGGUCUGGAACAUUCCGACACUUUUCAUGCACGUUUUGCAUGAGCCCUGAUGUCUGUGAUGCAUGCCCUAGCAUCACAGAUUUUUUCGGAGCUUCUUGAUGCCUAUUCCGCAUGACAAAUGCCCUCUCCGCGUAGCAAAAAUUACAUUGCUUUUGGUACUCAUGCAAUACAGAUUUUUUUGGAAUCCAAAUGCAGCAUGACAAGUUGCAUUCUUCCAGACACAGACACUUUUACAUUUGAUACACUCUAGAAGCUUGCCUCCGGUUUGCCAUCGCGCCGCAGCGGAAGCAGUUUUGGUUCCAGCCGAACAACGUCGCGGAUAUCAUUUCGGUUUUGCUAUCCUGUGCAAAAGUAUCGUACUCCCACUCGUAGUUGUAUAUUGCAAUCAUGCAUUACAAAUUUUUUCGUUUUCCCUAAGGUCAAUCUGCAUGACAAAUUCGAUUUCUCAACAUGGUGAGGAAAUUUGUAAUGCAAUUCAUGCUAGUUGUGCGAUGCUUUUGCUUUUGCUAUUCAUAUUUGCCCUACUGGUGCAACAACGUUUGCCAGCUCCACGAGAACCUUUCCGUCUACUUUCACGUGAUCAGCAUCUUCAGCAGCUUCUUCUGGCUCUUGAAGUUAACCCGCUACUUCUCCGGCUGGUUCUUACUCAGCCGAGCCUUAACGGACGCCGGAAGAGCCUUGAUGGUGCCCGUGUUUUUUCUCAUGAUCGUCGUCAUGUGUGGAAGCUCACUGUUGUAUCCAGGAAAAAAUACACAUUCUCAUCCAUUUUUGGCAUUACAAACACUGCAAAUUAUGCAUGUUUUGCAUGACAAAUUGGAUGGGGAUGGGUGUUUUUUCAUGGAUAUGCUGCUCCUCUUCGAGAAGGCGCAUGCGGAAAACACGCCCGCGCCGGUAAUUACUUCCACAACGGAUGAGGAGGAGCUUUGCCCGGAGUUGUCCGAUUGCGUCACGAUAGAUUCUCUCUUCAAGGCGAUUCACUACACGAUUGUGUCUGUCGUCUCCAUUCAGAUCACCGAGGUUUACGGGAAAGAUGUCGCGAGUAACGGGGGGAGAGUGUGGUCGGUGAUCAUGAUGUUUCUCGGUGUGAUCUUUCUCUCCAUGCCGAUCGCGAUCGUCGGCACCAGCUUUUCGAAAACGUGGUUUGAACAGGACAUUAUCAUAGUGGUCGAAAAAGUCCGGUCCAGAAUGCGGCAGCAGGGGUACACGACGGACGAUUUGCGGGAAGUCUUCAACGAACUAGACGAGGAUGGAUCCGGUUCGAUUGAGUUCAACGAAUUCAAACGGAUGCUGGAGGCGUUUCACUUUUUUGGGUCUUUGGCCACUUGUCGGAAGCUAUUCAACCACUUCGACUGCAACGGAACCGGGUCGAUUUCGUACCAGGAGUUUGUUUGCGGAAUUUUCCCCGAGAUCAUAGACGUAGAUGAAUUGCUGGAGUAUGAUGAGGAGUUGGAACAUAUCAGAGGAAAAAGUGGUAACGUAAACGGAAUUUGUGAUGUAGAAAAUGCAUCACAAAACGUGCCCAAGUUUGUCAUGCGUAGCAUGCAUACUAGGCAAAAUCUGUCAUGCAUAUUUGCAAUCUAUGGAAACCGUUAAUGUUACCGCUUUUUUGUUUGAUAGAACAGAUGGAGAACGCGAAAAACUCUUCGGGGUCGGCGACGGCAAGUCUUUUUUCCGGAGAAGAGGAAGAGGAUUGUUCCGACGAUUCCGAUUUCGACAGCAAUGAUGAAGACGAGGAGGGUGACAAAUCUGGAGGUUCUUCCGACAGCGCGUCAUUACCCUCUAGCAGCAACUCGUCGGGGGCGGGAGAGCAGCAGGGACGAGCUGCUGAGAAGAGGAAAAAGAGGAAAAAUAAACGGAGUAGAAGAUCAGGAACUACAGCUGGAGCUGGUCUAGGUCUAGGUGCAGGUAGUGUUAAUACCGGCAGUACGAGCAUGCCCGGCAAGAAAAAGACAACCUCGUCCUCGGGCGGUGUAACAUCUACAGGAAACAAUAAAGUCGUGAACUUCAACACAAAUCUCAACGUGACAAAAACCUUAAGCGCCGAAUCCGCCGCGCCGGGUUGGACGUCAAUGAUACCGACGAUCAACAUUUUCGGGCACACUGCACCGUCGGCGAACGGCAAUGCUAAUAAUGCGGCGAAUAGUAAUUCUGUUGCAACGACGAAUCAAAAUUUGACCACUUCUAUUAUGUCCACAGACAGCAAAGCGCUGGGCGGUGGUAUAGUUCCGGGAAUUACAGCUGGCAACGCAACCACGAUGAGUAGUACAACAGCUGCCCACUGCUCUGACUCCCUGGACCUCAAAAAGCACGCCUUUUCAUCCGUGACGAAGCAGUUUAGCACUGGGAAUAAUGCUGUCACAAAUCAGAUUUCCAGUGGAGGCGGUGUGGGAAGCAGCAAUUUCUCCUCCAUGAUCCACCACACAAAUUCCUCUCCAAAAAACGCGUUUUUGAAAAAGGGUUUUCAACGGUCCAGUACCAGUGGCAAUUUGGAAAUCGGCGGCUCAGGAGGCGCUUCUUUAACCGGCGGCGGAGCAGCCGGGGGGAUACACGGUGGUGGUCACCACGGCGGGUUUAACCAAGACCAUCACGGAGCAGGCGACAUUGGUAACGCUCACGUGAACAAGCAGGGCAGUCUUGGCCGCGGCGGAGGUCACCAGAACGUUGGAACAAGCGGUCCGCCUCGGUUUCAAAAUCAGUUCAUGGGCGGUGGAAUGAACCGCGGGUACGGGAACAUGGGGAUGUACGGCUACGGACCGGGAGGCGGUAUGGGGAUGAUGAGUCAACACGGGCAGUUUGGCGGGGGCGGGAGUAACAAUAUCGGCAUGAUGAACAACGACGGAGGAUCUGGAGGAGGCGGUUUCAAUAGCAACAGCAACAGCGGUCAUCCUCAUCUUCACAACAAUUCCACGCUCCAGCAACAACUGUCCGCGAAUAAACUACUAUGAGAGUCAGUGCACAACUCCCUCUCCCCCUCAUUUGUAUAGCAUGAACGGCAAUGCAAGCAUCUGCAAGAGUGCCGGUUUUGCAUGACAGAUUUGCACCGGAUUGUCGUGCUACUUGGGCUACCAGAACUUGUCAUGCAAACAGUACCAAGAGACAAUGCGUGGAUUGGGUAUUUUGCAUGACAAAUAAGGGGGAGGGGCGGGGGUUGUGCACUGUCAUAACUACAGGCGAAAGUGAGUCUGGUGGAAAACAAGUGCAAAUCGAUAGAAGAGGACAUGAAAAAAAUCUUGAAACACUGUCAGGCGCAGGCGAGUGAGAUUGCACGGUUGCAACAGAUGAACGUUGUGAUCAUGCGGACGCACUCGCCGACGCCCAGUCAGGGAAGUAACAGGAGUGGGAUUGUUUGUGCGUGAGUUUAUGGUGGAGUUGGUGACGAGAGUGAUUUUCUAUAGGCCAUGAGAGGCUGUUGACCGUUGCGAGAUGAUCACGUUCACGACAACGAAAUCGUCGGCGUGCACAGUGUUUUUCUUCAUAUGGGAAAGAUAUUAGUGAGUGUGAAUUUACUAGUUUUCAUUUUGCACAAAAAGAAAAAGCUCGUUUACAUGUCAGGUGCGAAAAAGAAUUGGGUUAGGCUUAGCGCAAAAUAUCGACACACACGAAAAGCAAACUUCGCUUCAUAAUGUGGAAAAAAAAAUAUAGAAGAAAGGUAUGGGCGACGACUUUGUAACCAACUUGGAAAAAGUUGAGUUGAAGUAUCUCUAUCUUUAUCUAUGGUGGAGCUGAUUACUAAGAAGAUGCUUACGCAGUUGUGAAAAAGCUACAGACGUCAAGAUGUAGUUGUACAGAACUGCACAUACAAGCAAUUUCAUCAAACUCGGCCGAGCAGCAGGCUCGCAAAUCUGCUUGCUUGUUGCGCCUGACAGUCUUGCUCAUCAAGAUCAAAAUAAACAUGAACUAACUAAUAUCAGUGUUUGCUAAACCCGAAGGGAAGUGGAAAACGAGACAGCGAGCGCUACUACUAGUCAAGGGGCCAUACGCAGUCCUGCAGCACGAAGGUAAGUGCACAUAACUGAGCAGAAGCCAAAAACUGCCUUGAGAGAGUUUGAAGUUGAGAAGUGAGCGUAAAAGCGAAGGGAAAAAGGAAACAAGGCACAACAAACAAAACAUUAUGGCCCACCACUUGAAAAAUUAUGCGAGUUUCUUGACAUUGUUAGCAAACCCACGACCGAGGCAACAAGGAGGGCGCACGCGGCGAGUGCCUUCGUCAUUCGCCUCGGCUGCCUGUGCCAGGGAGGAGUCUCCGCGGCCGGCAUUCGUGGUUAAUUCGCCCCCCCCCCCCUUUUGCGUCUUGCGGGCGCCUUUUCCAG
Messenger RNA from Amoebophrya sp. A120, 7135 nucleotides. Lineage: Eukaryota; Dinophyceae; Syndiniales; Amoebophryaceae. The record is from the annotation of a GenBank genome assembly.